GCUUCUUCCCGACGUCAUCAGUUGUCCUGACGACGUCGAGCAGAAGGAGCCUCGCGGCUCAGUGAUGGUUUUGUAGCUUCGCUAACAGACACGGUUGUAUUGAUCAGACCAGACCAAAUCCUCCGCGUUGCUUCCUAGUUUAACUGUAGAAACGAUAUUUCAGGGAAAAGAGGAGGGUAACAGAAAAAAAAAAUUGUACUAAAGAGGGCGUGGUGCCAAAAAAAAACUGUUUUUAUUGUGAAAUUAGACGGGAAAACUAAACGGUAUCAGACGCAAUGUCUCUUUCUGUGCCUCAAAACGGAGUAAAGGCGGACAACGAACCCGUGAUCGAGCUUUUUGUUAAGGCGGGAAGCGAUGGCGAAAGCAUCGGGAAUUGCCCCUUCUCUCAGAGGCUCUUCAUGAUAUUAUGGCUGAAAGGAGUUGUCUUCAAUGUCACCACGGUGGACCUUAAGAGGCAACCGGCGGACCUCCAGAACCUGGCUCCUGGCACACACCCGCCCUUCGUCACGUUCGACGGAGAGGUCAAAACUGACGUGAACAAGAUCGAGGAGUUUCUCGAGGAUGUCCUCUGCCCACCCAAGUACAUCAAGCUUGGUGCAAGACACCCCGAGUCCAACACAGCUGGUAUGGACAUCUUUGCUAAGUUUUCUGCCUUCAUCAAGAACUCCAAACCAGAUGCAAAUGAAGGCCUGGAGCGCGGGCUGCUGAAGACACUGCAGAAGUUAGAUGAGUAUCUUCACUCUCCACUCCCGGAUGAGAUCGACCACAACAGCAUAGAGGACAUCAAGGUUUCCAACCGCAAGUUCCUGGAUGGAGAUGAAAUGACCCUGGCCGACUGUAAUCUGCUGCCCAAGCUGCACAUAGUGAAGGUUGUGGCUAAAAAGUACCGGGGCUUCGACAUCCCCAAAGAGAUGACGGCCAUCUGGAAAUACCUGAACACUGCGUACACGCGCGAAGAGUUCACCAACACCUGCCCCAGCGACAAGGAGAUCGAGAUCGCCUACGGAGACGUGGCCAAGAGGCUGGUCAAAUAAGCUCCCGUGUUGCAACCACCACUGUCCAUCCUUUGAUCUCAUUACCGUCUUCCUGCUUCACUUCCCUCCACCUCCUCCUGUACCAGGACUGCUGUGCUCAUUUAUUCCUUAUCUAUACCGGCUUCACCGUGUUCAGGGUUGCAGGCGCGCUGGGGUCCGUUAUCCCAGCUGUCAUGGCUUGAGAGGCGGCGCUGAUCCUGGACAUGUGCUCGUUCAUGAGAAAGAAAAAAAAAAUCUGGACUUCUUUUCCUUCUCUUUUCAUCCAGAACGAACCCGUGUGCAUGAACACUUUAUUUAGUCUCCAUCCGGUUUAAUGAAGGUCCGUUUUUUUUUUUUUUUUUAUUAAGUUGGAUCAAAGAUCACCCUCAGUCCACCUUUUAUCAUUAAUUGCCUUUGUUGUACUGCUAAUGAAUGUGUGAGAAGGCGAUGCAAUUGAUAAGAAGCCAGACAUGCAUCCGUUCUUAUUAAUGUUUGGAGUCAAAUUUGCUCCCUUCUAAGUGACCUUCCAGACGACCUUCUCUCUGCAUGCAGGGGAAAUGUCCAGAGUUAUUUUCGUUGUUUUCUUUUUUCUUUUUCCCAUCGCCAAGAUUAACAUGACUUUCUCAUGGAUUGCUACUGUCUUUUGGUUUAUUAAGAGAUGUUGUAAACAGUGUUUAAGGUUCAGUGUUUCUGGCUCCAGUAUUUCACAGGGUAACUAAAACCUGAAGCUAAUCCAAACGUGAGCAUUGGGCCGCUUUGUUUUAUGUGGAGCUGUUUGAAAGUAAAUCAAAAUAAUUGUAAAUGCAGGUAGAAAUACCCACUAUUCAUGCUCUUAUUUCCUCAUUGCCUCAAAUGGGCAAAAAAAAAAAAAAAAAAAAAAGUAGCUCAGUUCAGUAGGAUUGUAGUAAAUUCCUUUUACCAGCUGUAGAAGUGUAACAUCUUUGGAAAAAUAUCCAACCAUAUGUAGCUUACAGCCAUGUUCACGGGUGGCCUUUUGUUAAUCACCGCAUUGCCACGAAGUUUGUCCAUCAAACAGCGUACAAAUCUUUUUUGUCAACAGUGAAGGGAAGUCUUCAUUUUCAUAAUAUUUGUAGCAUUAGCUUAAAUUAUACAUCUUGAACCAAAAAGGGGCACAUUUUUCUGGUCACACUGUGGAAUGACAGGCUAUAUACUAGUGAGAGGAGAAUUAAAAACAGUAACACACACUCUUUGCACUCCAUAACAUACGACAUGAGGGACGGCAUUGUGCAGCCAGGAAACACUAAUAAUAUUUAAGACGAAACAAAACGAGGAGCGUGGGAAUAAACCUAUAGCCGGUGAAAUUCCCGUCAUCUAGGUAGCCAAUGUACAUUAUGAUACAGUAGCUCCCAAAGCCUUCAUGUGGAUAAAGCAAAAUCUGUUUUGUUUUCUCCUUUUUGCCAUGUUUUUCAGACCUUUUUGUUAUUAAACAAAUCUGAUUGAAAGAAAAAAAAAAAAAGGAAUUGUAAAUAUUUUUUCAUUGUUCAGAUUUCAAUAUGUACAUUUUUAUGCAUUUCAUCUAGAUUAAGGAAAACCGGGCCAUGUCUUGCCCGCUUUGAUUUGAAUUCCAGAUAAACCAUCUCCUCUUUGCCUUAAUUGUUUUGUUUUUCUCUGCAGACAUUUUGCAGGAAGAAUUAUUUUAAAGAUCAUUUCAUUGCAAACGAGUGUGGCGUUGUACAAAGAUAUCAAAUUUGUUUCAAUUUUUUAAACCAGAUUGACUGACUGAAUUUAAAUAAACUUCAUAUUGGCUUCAAA
Molecule: messenger RNA, 2786 nt
Organism: Cololabis saira (Pacific saury)
Lineage: Eukaryota; Metazoa; Chordata; Actinopteri; Beloniformes; Belonidae
Gene: clic4
Product: chloride intracellular channel 4
Exons: 6
Coding region: 276-1034 (252 amino acids)
Source: RefSeq, a predicted model, not a curated record